GGCCAGUCUUGUAUAUAUCGCUGUAAAAAUCAUGUUUCCUUCAUCCAAGUCAACAGUACGGAUAUUUUUGCCUCAUUCCGCUCUUUUGACCACACAGUCACCAGUCACUCCUCGUGGGACUGAAGACAAGCAGUGACUGAUCGGCAAGUAGCCCUAAACCAAGCGGCGAGGACAACUUAUCUCUGACAUGAAUGUGCUCUGAUGAGCACACCUGUGAAGCAGGGAAUUACACAGCAGAGAAGCAUGUCGUGUGGCUUUUUGAAGAGGUUCCUGGUGAGCGUGUCCCGGAGGAAGCCCCUGGAACCCGAGGGGGAGCAGUCUACGUUUAACCGAUGCCUGACCACUCUGGACCUUGUGGCCCUCGGUGUGGGCAGCACCCUGGGGGCAGGGGUCUACGUCCUUUCCGGAGAGGUGGCCAGAGACACUGCUGGACCCAGCAUCAUCAUCUCCUUCUUCAUCGCAGCCCUGGCAUCCAUAUUCGCCGGACUGUGCUAUGCAGAGUUUGGGUCCCGGGUUCCCAAAACAGGCUCAGCAUACCUUUACAGCUAUGUGACUGUUGGAGAGCUUCUGGCUUUUAUCACUGGGUGGAAUCUGUUACUCUCCUACGUCAUAGGGACAUCCAGUGUUGCGCUGGCAUGGAGUGGGACGUUUGAUGACCUUAUUGGGGGUGCCAUAUCUAAAUUCUUUGAGGAAAAUGCAUCUAUGGGCCUUCCUGGCCUGGCACCCUACCCAGAUGCCUUUGCUGCGGCUCUUAUCCUGAUACUGUCAGGUGUGCUAGCCUUCGGCGUGAAAGAGUCAACAACGAUCAACAAGAUUUUCACAGCAGUCAACAUACUGGUGCUGCUGUUUGUGACCAUCUCUGGAUUCAUCAAGGGAGACAUCUCCAACUGGCAAAUCAGUGCGGAGGCUUUGCUAAACGAAACAGCUGAACUCAAUAACUUGAGCUCUACUGCCAAUCUUACAAGCGCGUAUGGAGUAGGUGGAUUUUUCCCUUAUGGCUUUAGUGGAACACUGGCCGGAGCUGCAACAUGCUUCUACGCUUUUGUUGGAUUUGACUGCAUCGCUACAACAGGUGAGGAGGUGAAAAACCCUCAAAAGUCUGUUCCCGUGGGUAUUGUAGCCUCACUACUUAUCUGCUUCCUGGCCUACUUUGCUGUGUCUGCUGCUCUCACCCUGAUGAUGCCCUACUACAUGCUCGAUGAAAAAAGCCCCCUGCCAGUGGCCUUUCAACACAUCGGCUGGGGUCCCGCUAAAUACGCUGUGGCAGUGGGAUCACUGUGUGCUCUGUCCACCAGCCUGUUGGGUUCCAUGUUCCCGAUGCCCAGGGUGCUGUUUGCUAUGGCAAGAGACGGCCUGCUUUUCCGACCCCUGACUCAAGUCACUGCCAAGGGAAGUCCUGCUGUAGCUACAAUAUCGUCUGGAGUUGUCGCAGCCAUCAUGGCCCUGCUGUUCGACCUGGAAGCCUUGGUGGAAAUGAUGUCCAUCGGCACUCUGUUUGCUUACACACUUGUGGCCAUAUGCAUCCUGAUACUGAGGUACCAGGCAGGUCCUGAGUCUGAAGACACAGACCUGAAGAUCUUGGAGUCAGACACCAAAUUUAGCUUCCUGAAGCCUCCAUCAUUUCCCACUUCAACUACCUCAAGGACGGUCACAAUCCUAACUAUAACCUCUGUUGCAUGUGUGAUCGGGCUGUGUAUCACCUUGACCCAAGCCUUAGAUGCUAUAGCCCGUAUGGAAGCAUGGAGUCUGGUGCUUGUCUGCGUCCUCGUUUUCAUCAUACUGCUCAGCCUUUUCUUCAUCUGGAGGCACCCGCAGAACCCCACCAAGGCAUCUUUCAUGGUGCCCUUUCUCCCUGCACUGCCUUUAGUAAGUACAUUUAUAAAUGUGUACCUGAUGGUCCAGUUAGGUGCAGACACAUGGAUGCGCUACGCCAUCUGGAUGGCAGUAGGAUUACUCAUCUAUUUUGGCUACGGGAUGCAUUUCAGCGUUCAGAAGAAGCAUUUCAACCGCCAGCCGACAACUGAAACCAUCAGUAGCAAUGUGGACAACGACAUCAUUAAAGAAGAGAAAUUCUGAGCUCGAGCUGAGUGGAGAGAGAUGAAUUGAGAUGUUACAGUGAGUAACUGCUUUGAGUGUUCAACUGUUUUACACACGUUGCUGCGGACCUGUUCCUGCGGUGUCAGCGUGACAGGUGUGUAGUGUUGAAAUGCAGACAAGUGGGCCAACUUUUAUCCCACAUUGCCACUUUAUUACAUGUUGAUGCAGUUUGCAGCUGGUUAAAGUACAAUUUCAUAUUGUUUUUUUUGUAAAAUAAACUUAUUUUCAUAUCAUUAUUAAUCAUAUUUAUAUUUUGCCUGUAUCAAUGUCUGAGCCUUGUCCUGGAGCCUCUUCAUGAACUCUUCUUUUGUACAAAAAUCCUUUUCCCACAAUCAAAGUAGUUCCCUGCACCCAUGUAUGUUUAAAACAAAACAAAAGAAAAAAAGGGUUUGAACAAUUUUCUAUUAUACCAUUUUAUUACAAUUAAAUUUACACUGGUCAUAUAAAAUGUAAAGUAUAGAAAUGUAUUCUAAUUAUUGUAAUUAUGAUUUAUAAAUAAUAACAUGAGAAUUGUUUUUUUACAUAUCAAAAUAUAAAGUUAGUUGAAAGAUGUACAAUGUAGAUAUAGAAAGCCUUUUGUGAAAUGUUUUUUUGUUGUUAGCAUGUUUGAAGAUGAUUGUUUAUUGUUUCAAAGUGUAUAUACAGAAACUGUACAUGUUUUCUAAUUACAUAUUGUAAAUGUAUUCCUUAAUUAAAAAGAAAUAAUCCAGUUUUCAA
Thunnus maccoyii (southern bluefin tuna) is the source of this 2814-nucleotide messenger RNA. RefSeq names its product cationic amino acid transporter 2-like. Gene Ontology annotation, biological process: amino acid transport; transmembrane transport. Gene Ontology annotation, cellular component: plasma membrane. The coding region runs from base 202 to 2076 and encodes 624 amino acids. The transcript has 14 exons. Gene Ontology annotation, molecular function: amino acid transmembrane transporter activity. The record is from RefSeq and is a predicted model, not a curated record. NCBI's taxonomy places the organism in Eukaryota, Metazoa, Chordata, Actinopteri, Scombriformes, Scombridae.